UAUUGUCUUAUUUGAGUUUAGUUGGUUAUAUAUAACAUUAAGCCUGGUAACUUGUUUGGUUCUUAUUUAUAAAAAGGAUUGCGAUCGGUGUGGUUACAUACAUGGACCACAUUGAAUAUCACUUAGUAUCACACAAAAUGAAAAUAUUAGUGGAUAUGAAAAACAAAACACACACACAUAGAGCGACUAGCCGCACUGGUUUUCUCCACGGGGGAGACAUAACGCUGGCCAUCAUGCUGAGGGCGGUGUGACACCAUGGCGUGGUUUAUUGUCAUGCCGUAUCCUCUUAGAUUUAAAUAGUGGUAUUAGAUGAUGUUUGGUGGUGUUUACGUUUUCUUUUAGGUUGUGAAUGUGAUUGCCAAGUUAAGUGUUUCACAAAUUCUGACUAUUUACUAAUGUAUAAAGUUAAAAUGAUUAUAACUAAUCAUCAUGUUUGGCUUAAGUGUGUUUGCGAUUUUGCGACUACUUGCAAACUGAUUCUUUGAGCUCCGAGUAAUACGAAUCACUUUGGGUGUACCCAAACAUUCAAACUAACAAGUAGCUAGGUGGGUAAGCGCAACUUCUUAGGGCUUGUGGUUGGCUCAGUUUAACGGGUUACCCUAGAUUCGUGUCAACAAAGUUUUUGGAUAAGAUUUUACCUGUUACCCAAAGACUUAUUAGUCACCUGAAAAUACAAUAAUUACUUUCAUAACACAUCCACGAACAUGUUUAAUUUUGAUCUUUUGCAACUAAAGAUUGUACCUUUUUUUCUGAUUAUUGAUGUUCAAAAUGGGCUCUUCUCUUAUGUCACGUUGCAAACUGAUUGGGAAGGCGGAAAUUACCCGGUUACUAUGACUUUCAGUAAUAAUUAUCCAAGCAUACCACCUGUCUGUAAAUUCCCCCCAGGAUUCUUUCACCCUAAUAUUUAUUCAUGUGGAAAGGUUUGUCUGUCGAUUCUUGGCGAUGGUUGGAGACCAGCAAUAACAGUGAAACAAAUUCUUGUUGGCCUCCAAGAUUUGUUGGACACCCCUAAUCCUGCUUCUCCUGCCCAACAUGAGUCAUGUCAGUUGUUUACUAAGUUUGUGCAGAAUUUGGUCGAGUACGAGAAAAAAGUCCGGCAGCAGGCCCAGAAAUAUCAGUCUGUCGUUUAGAUGCCUUUUUCUGUAAGGCCUAUGAAACAAUCCCCAUAUCAGGGGUCUGUCAUUUAGAUAUGGUAACUUGCUAUCGUUUAGGACGAAUCAUGUAGACUGGCGAUAUUUUGUGCACCCUUUUGUUAUUUCUGUUGGCUUUUGUGGAAAGAAAAAUACUUGCUUGGUAUUGAAAGAUGUUCUGGUGAUUGGUUGGUUCGGAGAUACUUUUUAUUAGUGUAUUAUGUAUUUGAUUGCUUAACUCA
Erigeron canadensis is the source of this 1372-nucleotide messenger RNA. Its product is annotated as SUMO-conjugating enzyme SCE1-like. Lineage: Eukaryota; Viridiplantae; Streptophyta; Magnoliopsida; Asterales; Asteraceae. The coding region runs from base 705 to 1130 and encodes 141 amino acids. The record is from RefSeq and is a predicted model, not a curated record. The transcript has 3 exons. Gene Ontology annotation, molecular function: SUMO conjugating enzyme activity. Gene Ontology annotation, biological process: protein sumoylation. Gene Ontology annotation, cellular component: nucleus.